AAUAGUCUGUCAAUGUCAAAAUAAUCAAUAGAUUUCGUUUUGUAGAUUUUUGGGCACAAAAAUUUAAUUAAUGGGAUAAAUUGUAAAUUAAUCAUUAGGGCCUCUAAAGACACAAACAUACACCAAAAUGCGGAUAUUUAUACUACCAUUCUUAGUUGUUACCGCAGUUUUAUUGCGUGUACAUUCUGCGAUAGAGAUCCCCGAGAGCUUCCAGAAGUCGAACCAUACGAAUAACUGGGCGGUUCUGGUCGAUACAUCCAGGUUUUGGUUCAACUAUCGCCAUGUAGCGAAUGUGCUGUCUAUUUACCGCAGUGUGAAGCGGCUAGGCAUCCCAGACAGCCAGAUUAUACUGAUGAUAUCGGACGACAUGGCGUGUAACCCGAGGAACCCGAGACCGGCCACGAUAUUCAAUAAUGCGCACGAACAAAUCAAUGUUUAUGGGGAUGAUGUUGAGGUUGAUUACAGAGGAUAUGAAGUAUCAGUGGAGAAUUUUGUCCGUCUCCUAACUGGAAGAGUUCCUCCUAACACUCCCAGAUCAAAGCAGUUACUUACCGAUGAGGGUAGUAACAUCCUCAUCUACCUCACUGGUCAUGGAGGAGACGGUUUCCUCAAAUUCCAAGAUUCUGAGGAAGUCACCAGCCAAGAGUUAGCUGAUGCUUUGGAGCAGAUGUGGCAAAAGAGGAGAUACAAUGAGAUAUUCUUCAUCAUAGACACCUGCCAGGCGUCAUCUAUGUAUGAGAAGUUCUACUCGCCGAACAUCCUUGCUACUGCCAGCAGCUUGGUGGGAGAAGACUCCCUUUCACAUCAUGUAGAUUCUGCGAUCGGCGUGUAUAUUAUUGAUCGCUACACUUACUAUGUGCUGGAGUUCUUAGAGAAUGUGCAUCCCAACAGCCAGAGGACUAUGUCUGAGUUUCUAGCGGUGUGUCCAAAGAGCGCUUGCUUGUCCACCGUCGGUGUGCGACGGGACCUCUUCAAACGGGACCCCAGUAAGGUGCCCAUAACGGAUUUCUUCGGGUCGGUCCGGCCUGUCGUCAUCACCACAGACCCCAUCGAUAUUAUCGACAUUCCUAAGAGGAAGAAGUCAGUGAACAAACAGAACAAAACACUGUCGCUGAGUAGGCAUUACUCUCCGCAGUUCCCUCAAGUAUCAAGAGUUAGCAGUCCCGGGGGGAUUGAUGGCGGUACUGUGAUAUAAAGUAUAAACAUAAUUUAUUAUACAUAGUCUAUGAUAUAUUGAUAUACUUAGAUAAUAAAGUUGGUUUUAAAUUAAAAAA
Molecule: messenger RNA, 1274 nt
Organism: Ostrinia nubilalis (European corn borer)
Lineage: Eukaryota; Metazoa; Arthropoda; Insecta; Lepidoptera; Crambidae
Gene: PIG-K
Product: putative GPI-anchor transamidase
Exons: 7
Coding region: 128-1195 (355 amino acids)
Biological process (GO): attachment of GPI anchor to protein; proteolysis
Cellular component (GO): GPI-anchor transamidase complex
Molecular function (GO): GPI-anchor transamidase activity
Source: RefSeq, a predicted model, not a curated record